GAGUAAUAAAAGUGAGAGAAUACAGAAUCAAUAAGAGGAAGCUGAGACGCCCUCCAAGUCAUUUUUUGCCUCUUUUUGGAAAAAAAAAUAAUAAGUACAUUAUAGUUACACAUUAUUAUUUUUCAUAGAAAACAAAGGGGACCGAAGCAGCAAUUUUCUGGGUAGAGAAGGAAAGGUUGCUGUUGAAAGGAUCUAUAGAUAUAAAGGAAAGAACUCUUGCUGAAAGGCUACAGAGCGAGCGAGGAGAGAGUGGGAGACUCCUCGGCUGAUUAGCAUUCACAGCAGGUUACAUCAGUUGCAAGGGGAUGACUGAGCACAUUCACAAUAUCAGCAUUCAUAAUUUCAGUAAGUCUAUUCUCCAGACCCUCAACGAGCAGCGCAACCGUGGUCAAUUCUGCGACGUGACCAUUCGGAUCCAUGGGAGCAUGCUUCGAGCCCACCGCUGUGUGCUGGCUGCAGGUAGCCCCUUUUUCCAGGACAAGCUGCUCUUGGGCUACAGUGACAUUGAGAUCCCAUCAGUGGUAUCGGUCCAGUCCAUUCAGAGAUUGAUUGACUUCAUGUACAGUGGACUGCUUCACGUGUCCCAAUCAGAGGCUCUUCAGAUCUUAACUGCUGCAAGCAUAUUGCAGAUUAAGUCUGCUAUUGAUGAGUGCACUCGUAUUGUUUCACAAAACGUGAGCUCUAGAGAGAUCAAGAGCAUCCCGCUGAAUUCCAAGGACUCAGAUCUAAAGACCUACAAAGGCACGUUAGAGUCUGAAACGUUUAGUCCCAACAGUGACACAGAUUCCAUCUCUAUGCAGCUUCACAUGCAUGAUGACACUCUAGAACACAAUUUUUCUUGCUCCAACCUCUUGUUGCAGAACAGUCCCAAGGAAGACUAUGGAGGCAACGAUCUCUCCAUUAGUUCCAAAGAGCAUGAUGACAACAAUCACGGCAAUGUGGGGGUGCAAAAAUAUGAAAAGUUUCUUUCCAAUUCAGAGACUAUCCAUUGCCGAAAACAACCGCGACCAGUUCGCAUACAACUGGCGGGUAUUCACGGUUUGCAGGAGACCCAGGAAUAUAACCGACAUCAUUCCAAAGAGUGUGAGGAGUGUACUGAGGAUUUAGAUAAAACAGAUAGUCAGCCCAAAGGGGACAGCUUUGAUUUAGAUUUCAGUUCAUCCAUCUGCACUGAAAAUAUGUCCAUCGAGUAUUGCUCCACAAAUGGAUUUCAUCAGGUAGGAAGCACAGACGGUUUGGCAUCAAAUGUUCUCUGGGAGUAUCCACUGCAUCCUGAAGUCAGGACAACAUCACCAAAGCAAAUGAAUGAUAGCGAGGACACAACUAAGUCUCAGGAUGAAGGUGGCAUUUUUCAGUUGGACGAAAAAAUCGAUGCACAACUCCCUUGUAACAGGACUGUAUUACAAUCAAUGCCUAAAGCCGCAAAUCAGCAGUUUGCUCAGAAAAAUGUGACGAUGCCAACAAACCUUACCAGUAAGUCAGAGGUUAUUGGCACAGCGGACAAAAGCCACCAACCCACUGUGUUUUCCACAAAGUCAACCAGCAGUGACAAAGCCUUCUUUUUUAAACUGUCACAGCCUCUAAUGGGUCAGAAGCCUCAUUUUGUAGCUGUGCCACAUUCCAGCAUACCCCAAUUUUCUGCUCAGUUUUUGGGACAGCAGUCCUCAACACAGCCUAAAAUGGGACAUUCUGGAGAAGGAACCGGAAAGGGGGGAAAAAGACCCUAUGCAUGUCUUCUCUGCAACAAGACUUUUACUGCCAAACAGAAUCACGUGAAGCACAUGUUUGUGCAUACUGGAGAAAAGCCACACCAAUGCAACGUUUGCUGGCGCUCAUUUUCCCUGAAGGAUUAUUUAAUAAAGCAUAUGGUGACGCACACAGGAGUCCGCGCUUACCAGUGCAGUACCUGCAACAAGCGUUUCACUCAGAAGAGCUCCCUCAACGUCCACAUGCGCUUGCAUCACAAAGAGAAGUCUUAUGAGUGUUUCGUCUGUAGGAAGAAAUUCUCCCAUGAGACUCUGCUGGGGAGACACAUGUGUCUGCAUGGCCCAGGUGCCAGUUUGGUUACUCGAGCAGGCAAAGGACCAGCCUCUGACCCAGUUCCCGUUACUGUUCCUGAACCUGGUGCUGGCAUGGUGGCUCCUGCCAUACCUUUGACUGGAGGAGCAGGAGCUGAAGAUGGAGCAGAACCUUGCAUGGAGAUGGGUGAGGAGGCUGAGGGGGGUUGCCAAGAUGAAACGUCCUUCACAUGCUCCAUCUGCUUAGCCAGAUUCAGUCAAGCUGAGGAUUUUCAUGAGCACAUGCAAAUGCAUAUCUCAGAAGGACUGCCGCAUCGUGAAUUACAAACCUUUCGCAAACAGAAAUGAACUGUUUUACACAGGUUGCCUUUUAUCUACUUGUCUAAAAUCCCUUAGACACAGACCAAAUAUGAUCCGUAAAAGUCAACAUUAAAUUUUGGAACAGUUAGAAACAAUGCACAAAUAUGCACUGCUCCAACAAAAAGAGAGAACAACCAGCAAACUGUCAAUUCAGUGAAAAAUACUGCCUAAUUAACCAGCAAAUUUGCAUACAAAUACAUGCAGGGUACACAUAUAUUUUUGCAAAUGUGUCCUGUUAAUACAUAUAUUUAGUUCAUUGUGUAUAUGAACCGAUCUUGACAGCUGCCAGCACAUUUUGUAUUUUCAACAUGGGGAAACGUAAAACUGUUAAAAGAUCUUGAAUAACUGAUACUAGUGGAGACAGCAAUGCAAUAGUAUAUAGGGAUCUAUUUUAAGACCAUCAUUUAAUCAUUUAAGUUAAUGUCUGAUGAUCCUGAGGAGCAAGAACAUGCAGCAAGUGGCAGGUCUGUGGGCAGAAAUGCCCCUGCUGAAGAGAGAUGUCAGAGGAGAAUAAUCAGAAUGGUUCAAGCCAACAGGAAGGCGCUCAAAUAACCACACUUUACAACAGUGGCAUGCAAAAAGCAUCUCUGAAUGCACAACCUUGAGGUGGAUGAGUUACAACAGUAGGCAGCCACAUUUGGUUUCACUCCUGUCAGCUAAAAACAGGAAAAGAAAGAUUCUAUGGACACAGGCUCACCAAAACUGAACAGCUGUAGAUUGAGAAAACAUUGCCUGGUCUGAUGAAUCUUGAUUUCCGCACUGUCAAGCAGACGGCAGCGCAAGAAAGUGGCAUAAACAGCAUUCAUCCAUGGACACAACCUGCCUUGUGUUAACAGUUCAGGAUUGUGGUGGUGGUGUAAUGAUGUGGGAAUGUUUUCUUGGUACGUCACCUUCUAAUACCAAUCUCAUUAUUUAAAUGCCACAAUCUAUCUGAGUAUUGUUGCUACCCAUGUGCAUCCCUUUAUGGCCAUGAUUUACCAAUAGUCCACUUACUGCAGGGUAAUACGCCAUAUCACAACACACGCGUCAUCUCAGACUGGUUCUGUGAACAUGCCAAUAAGUUCAUUGCACUUCAAUGGCUUAGCCGGUCACCAGAUAUGAAUCCAAUGGAGCACCUUUGGGAUGUUGUGGGACGGGAGAUUUGCAGCAUCGAUGUGCAGCCGGCAAAUCUGCAGCCAUUGCGUAAGGCAAUCAUGUCAGCAUGGACCUGAAUCUCUAAGGCACCUUCUUAAGUCUAUUUAGUUAUUUAGUGGCCCUGUUGGGAAGCCACCAUGCACUGCAAGGGGGCGAUCAACACCAGUCAGGCCAUUAGAAGCUAUGGUCUCCUUACUGCUGGCAGGCUUCCCUUGCUGGGCUUAAAGCCCAUGCUGGGAAGAUGCCAAGAGGCAAAAGACGGCAGUGAGUUGCAUAUGUUUGCUUACUGCAGGUGGAUGGAAGGAGGAUCACCUUGAAGGCACUGCUUCCUUCUACCUACAAGGGGAAUACCCUAGGAUGACUACCCCAAACAGACUGUCACCUUUUCAUAGACCCUCUUUUUUGUAGCGGCCCCACAUUACUGUAAUAAACUUUGCCCUCUGAGGGCCGUUUGUUGGCACCAUUGUCUCCUGAGUCUCCUUGCCCCACAACACUGGUGGAGGAUGUGGGUGAGUGGAGUCACUGCAGCUGACCAGCAGGACUUCACGUAGUAGAAGGUACUUGGCUAGUUGAUAUGCUGCAGCAAUUACAGCAGAGGUCACCAUACGUGUACUGAGGGAUCAUUGCCAGCCCCUCUGUGCCAGUUUUGACACUGAAUGGAUGAAGCUGCUAGCCACUCUUUGCCAGUCACUACACUGAACACUAGUUUGGAUGAAGCUGACAUCCUCUCUGUGCCAACUGCCACUCUGAAUGCCAAUAAGAAGAAGUCAGCAGUUAUACCAGUCAGCAAUGACAGACAGGUUGAAGCUUCAGCAUGGUGUUUUGGCAGGAGGUUGACAGCCUUGUUGAAAUGUUGCCCUGCACUAGAAGGGGCCAGUCAACACCCUGGAGGUCAACAGGAACCAUGGUUUCUUACUUUUGACCUCAAGAAGUAUCAAUGGGACAUGACUGGAAACUUAUGAUGGUGGGACAGUCUUGCCUCGCUGGGCUUUAGGCCCAUGCUGAGAAGAAUCCAAGGUGGAGAAAAGAGGAUGCAUCUGCCCAUCACAGACCCUCUUAUGUAUAGUGGUCCCUCAUUCAUGAAACAAACCUUGCCUUUUGAGCAGCUUUUGUCUGCAUUUUUGUCUCCCUGAGUCAUCUUGCCUUAGGACGAUAUUCAUUUGAUUAUUCAUUGAUCCAUUUAAUCAUCUUCAAUCCAUUUUUCCUGAUGAUGGCCUUGGUUGCAGAGUGCCAGAUUGGUCAGUGCGAUAGUCCUGCCAUAGCCAUAGACUCAUAUGAUACAAUCUCUCCAGCAUCAUUACCGUGGUCUCCACUCAAUUCAACAUUCCUGGAAUAAUUCCCCUGGAAGUCAUUUAGUUGGCAAGCUGCUCGAACCACCUCAGCUGAAUUCACGUAUUCCAGUGGUCAGUAGUAGUAGUUGUACUUUGAGGUACCUCCAGAUGUCUAAAUCCCUCUUUCUGUGAUGUUGAAUGAGCCCAGCAAUCAUGAAUAGAAACCAUGUGAGGACCUUUUGUACAAACUUGUUCUUUUUCAUUACCCAAAUUCUCAUGAGAACAGGGAUGUAGACUGCUCAACCACAAACCUUGCCUGAGAACUUAACUCUCAUCUAACGCCACUGAUCCACCUGUUAAAUUUGAAAGCAAGAUCCUAAGGAAAGCAAAACCCAUUAAGGGCAGCCCCCCCCCCCAUCUACUUUAUCAAGAGAAUGCCAUGGCCUUAGAUUUGGAGCGCUGUAUCUCAACCUUGCCUCUUCACAUUCAGCACUGAAAUGCUCAAGUGUGUGCCAGAGGUUCUGGUCGGGUCUAAAAGCACAUUAUUAUCUGCAAAUAGCAGAGAUGUCACCAGCCUUUCAACUGGAUUCUCUUCCAACCACAGCUCACCAGAAAGAAGAAUUCCACUCUUUCCAAGAGAAUACCAUGGCCGUGGAUUUGGAGAUGCUGGAUCUCAACCCUGCUGUUUCCCACUGAGUACUGAAAUGCUCAAGUGCGUGCUAGAGGUUCUGGUAGAAACAGUCUAAAGGUACAACAUUUCCUGCAAAUAGCAGGGAUGUCACCAUCCUCUCAUACUGGAUGCCCUUCCAACCACAUCUGUGCCUUGAUAUCCUGGUCAUGAAGAUCACAAAUAUAUGAAGACAAGAAGCACUCUAGCUGCAGACCAACCCAACUUUGAAUGGCUCUGAUCAUGUGCUAAGUAUGCAGAUAGGGGCCGAAUAGCACACGGUAGUAGCCUCGUUACUCUUUCUUUCUACAGCACCUCCCACCGUUUUUGCCUAUUCCCAUAAAUAAACCCUCACAAAGCAGUGCAAAGGAGGAGAGUUGGUCCAAUGUUCCACGGCCAGAGAUGCUAUGUUUGACCAUUAGGUUGGGCCUCCUCUCCAGGAGCAAAUAGGAAUCACUGUCCCUGGUUGCUAGCCCAUCUCUCCCACUUUCCAUGCAACUUUGAAGAGGCUUGUCAAACAAGUUAUCCCAUCAAAAUCCAAUGCUUUCAGCAUACUUGGACAAAAAGUUAAGAAUCGCUUGAACAUUUAGCGUAACAUUCAUACUUUUUAUUAGUAGAAACAUAACACAUUCUGUUCUUUUUCCACUUUAUGUUUGUACAGAGUGUUUAGUGAGUAUGAUUAAAUAGAUUAAAUUCUAUUUUACUUAAUUGAACCAGUUUUAUUUAGAUACAUAUCAUUUUCCCCCAUAUGUUUAUCAACUGAAAUUUCAGUAGUACAGAUACAGCCAUGUGAAACAGUAAGCACAUCCUAUGAAAAAGGUUUUUCUUUUUAAACAUGUGGAAAUAUUAACAUGUGACCUUCAUUUAAAAACAGUAUCUAUAGAUACUGGUGAUGUAACUGAAUUUUACAAAAAUGAACAGAUAUGCCAUUUUCUUCUAUUUAAAAAUUAUUUGCACUUUUAGCCCUAAUACUGUAGCUGGUAUGUGGCAGAAGCAACCUCAAAUAUGUCUACCAGUUUCUCACAUCAACUGGAAGAAAGAUAUUCCUUCAGUUUUGCAAUGUUUGAUUUAUUUAUUUUUUCUAAACGUGCACGGCGCAUUUCAAAUUCCCACGCAGCAUUUCAGGGGAUUUAGAUGCAGUUAGAUGCAGGGUUUGAUUUGACCAUUCUAGAACUCUGCAUUUUUUCCUUUUAGGAUCAUUGUUAUCAGUCUUCUGACAGAUGAUCUCAAAUUACCCUCAAGCACCCUGUGGUACAAUGAAGAAUUCAUAGUGGAUUCUAUGAUGGUGAACUGCCCAGGAAAUGAUGCAGUGAAGCAACCCCAAACUGUAACAUUUCCACCACCAUGCUUUACAGAUAUGUAUCUUAUGUUUUAGUCAAAUUCUGUGUUUGGUUUUUGCCAAAAAUGGCUACUGUUACUGGAGUCAAAAAACUUUAUCUAGCCCUGUCUGUCCAGAACACACUGCACCAGAAGUCUUGGAUUUUGCCUGGAUGUUCAUGAGCAAACGUUAGUCUCCUGAUGUUCUUUCUGGACAGAUGUUCCCUCCUAGCACACAUCUCAUUUGUCAAGAUCUUCUCUAACAAUCUUCUGAUCAUUCGUACCUGAUGUGGUGCAUCUGAUUCUAAUUUUAGAUAUUUGUGGUAUCGAUAAAUGUAGAGGUGCACUUUUUCUGCACAUGCAAUUUGCAUUUAUGUUUAUAUAAAUUAUAUAAUUGAAUAAAAAAUGUAAAUGGUGCAUGAUAUUUAUUACAUCACCUCCAUCUAUCAAUAUUGUUGCAAUGAAGAUGAAAUUUUAGUAUGCAGAGGAAAGUCAAAACCUUGGGGGAUACUAUCACGCUGCCCUGCACAAGUACUGAAUCCACCUUAAAAUGAUCAGACUUGCCUGCAUUACUAAUGAUACACACAUAUUCUUCCUGACUGUAAUUUUAUACAAACUCGUUUAUUUUUUGCAAACUCACAUAGUAAAAUUUUGAGAGUCAAAAUCACAUAUUUCUCAGCAGAUCUUAGAAAAAGCGGGUUCAAUACUUUUGCUAGGCAGUGCAUUUUUGUACAAAUCAUACUUUGUAGAUCCUAGAAACAAUUUCAAUGACAAAGUAAAAGAAGCUAAAAUACAACAAAAAUACUCUAAAAUUACCUAGAGUGACAUCAUUGAGCCAUAAUUCAUUGUUUUCAAAUGUAUAGUUUAGCGAGUGAUAUUUGUGGUUGUUUUAUCAGAAUUAGUUAUUAGAAUUAGCUAGAGUGUUUUGAAAUUUCUGAAAUUCUGAUCAAAUGCUUUAACAUGAGUUGGCAAAUGCAUUUAAAUAAUAAUAAUAAUAAUACAUUUUGGAAAGAACAACAGUAUAAGUGAAUUUUCCCAAAGAAUUUAAGCUGAUUAUCAUACAGGGUUUUUGUAUGCAAUGUUACUGCUUGUUCAGUACUCUUUCAUUGUGAACAAUACAACAAACAAUGACUUGCGUAUCUAUUGACCUACAGACUGCAUAAUCAUCAGAUCAAUAUAUUACAAGAUAAUGUGGAAUUCUUGUAUGUAUCAGCAUUUUGAUAGACAGAAAACAUAGACAAUGCCCAAUGAAAGGGCACCGAGUUCUUGAAUUCAGUACAGUGGUUAAAAUUUUGCUUCUCUUGAAUACCUUAUCGAUAAUUAAACAAUGUCCUACAGAAAAUAAUUCAGGAUAACAGCAUACAAUUGCCUUACCUUGCAAAUUUCCAACUGCCCAUUUUUGCAUAAUAUUGCCACCUUUGUGUUGUUAUUGAUCUGUCAUCAGUUGGUUUCUUUGUCGUGUGGAAAUUGCCAUCCUAGUCCACAUUUGACUACAAAAGCAAAUACUAGACCAACCUGGUAGUACUUGUCUGUGGGUUAGAAAACUAAAGAAGAUUAGUAAUUAAUCAUUUCGGAAUACAGCCUUUUUACUCAUACAGCUUAAUUACCCGCUUUCCAUUGGAUGUGAUUUUGUCAGAAAUUCCUACAUGCAGAAAAAACUGUGCUGUUAUGCAAUACAUGUUGUUGACUACGAUGUACUGAAUUCAUAUACGAAUAUAGUUGCUUGACAAUUAGGAUAUAUUUUGUUUAUUCCUUAAAGAAAGCAUAUCUCCUGCAAUCUGCGGAACGAUGGUGUUGAUUGCAACAUAUUUGUUGUGCUGCUUAAACCAAUGAGUGACACAUUGUUUUUGAAAGCUGUUAAUAUUUUAGAGAACAAUGAAUGUAAGAAAUGUCUAUAUGUUAAGUAUUUAUGUUGGAGAUGUCUUUUUAGGCAAAUAAAUGUUUCAUAUAGCUUUUA
Messenger RNA from Brienomyrus brachyistius, 8724 nucleotides. Its product is annotated as zinc finger and BTB domain-containing protein 20-like. The coding region runs from base 306 to 2366 and encodes 686 amino acids. The record is from RefSeq and is a predicted model, not a curated record. The transcript is spliced from 3 exons. Gene Ontology annotation, molecular function: DNA-binding transcription factor activity, RNA polymerase II-specific; RNA polymerase II cis-regulatory region sequence-specific DNA binding; protein binding. Gene Ontology annotation, biological process: regulation of transcription by RNA polymerase II. Lineage: Eukaryota; Metazoa; Chordata; Actinopteri; Osteoglossiformes; Mormyridae.